This is a messenger RNA of Cygnus atratus (black swan), 2850 nucleotides long. It is a transcript of the gene CNOT2, whose product is annotated as CCR4-NOT transcription complex subunit 2. The transcript has 17 exons. Gene Ontology annotation, biological process: nuclear-transcribed mRNA poly(A) tail shortening; regulation of stem cell population maintenance; regulation of DNA-templated transcription. Lineage: Eukaryota; Metazoa; Chordata; Aves; Anseriformes; Anatidae. Gene Ontology annotation, cellular component: P-body; CCR4-NOT core complex. The record is from RefSeq and is a predicted model, not a curated record. The coding region runs from base 209 to 1759 and encodes 516 amino acids.
GGCGGCGGCGGCGGCGGCGGGGUCACGGCGGCGGCCGGGUCAGAGGGUAAAGGUUGCUCCCCCAGCAUCCUCCGUGCUGGAUACUCAGCCAUCUUGGAUCCGCGGGACAAGAAAAUUCAUGCGGAAGUGUUCACCGGUCAAAAUUUGCUUACCUCAGCAGAGACAAAAAAUUAAUGGGCAAAAGUGCAGUCUGUAGGUGACAAACAGCAUGUUUGGUGCUUCAAGGAAGAAGUUUGUAGAGGGGGUUGAUGGUGACUACCAUGAUGAAAACAUGUACUACAGCCAAUCAUCGAUGUUCCCACAUCGGUCAGAAAAAGAUGCAACGUUGCAGAAGUGGAUCUUAGGAUGGGACUUCAAGAGAAGGAAGAUGCUGGCAUCACCAUCAACAUCAGGUCAGCUGUCUCAGUUUGGGGCAAGUUUAUACGGGCAACAAAGUGCACUAGGCCUUCCAAUGAGGGGAAUGAGCAACAAUACCCCUCAGUUAAAUCGCAGCUUAUCACAAGGCACUCAGUUACCGAGCCACGUAACGCCAACAACAGGGGUACCAACAAUGUCACUUCACACGCCUCCGUCUCCGAGCAGGGGGAUAUUGCCUAUGAAUCCUAGGAAUAUGAUGAACCACUCCCAGGUUGGUCAGGGCAUUGGAAUUCCCAGCAGGACAAACAGCAUGAGCAGUUCAGGGUUAGGCAGCCCCAACAGAAGCUCUCCAAGCAUAAUAUGUAUGCCAAAGCAGCAACCCUCUCGACAACCUUUUACUGUGAACAGUAUGUCUGGAUUUGGGAUGAACAGAAAUCAGGCGUUUGGAAUGAAUAACUCCUUAUCAAGUAACAUUUUUAAUGGAACAGAUGGAAGUGAAAAUGUGACAGGACUGGACCUCUCAGAUUUUCCAGCGCUAGCAGACAGAAACAGAAGGGAAGGAAGUGGCAAUCCAACUCCAUUAAUAAACCCUUUAGCUGGAAGGGCUCCCUAUGUUGGAAUGGUAACAAAACCAGCAAGUGAGCAGUCCCAGGACUUUUCAAUACACAAUGAAGAUUUUCCAGCAUUACCAGGCUCCAGCUACAAAGACCCAACAUCAAGUAAUGAUGAUAAUAAAUCUAAUUUGAGUACAUCAGGCAAAACAUCAUCCAGCACAGAUGGGCCCAAGUUUCCUGGAGAUAAAAGUUCAACUACGCAAAACAACAACCAGCAGAAAAAAGGGAUCCAGGUGUUACCUGACGGUCGGGUUACCAACAUUCCUCAAGGGAUGGUGACGGACCAGUUUGGAAUGAUUGGCUUGUUAACAUUCAUCAGGGCAGCAGAGACAGAUCCAGGAAUGGUACAUCUUGCAUUAGGAAGUGAUUUAACAACACUAGGUCUCAAUCUCAACUCUCCUGAAAAUCUUUAUCCCAAAUUUGCAUCACCCUGGGCAUCAUCACCUUGUCGACCUCAAGACAUAGACUUCCAUGUUCCAUCUGAAUACUUAACUAACAUUCACAUUAGGGAUAAGCUGGCUGCAAUAAAACUUGGCCGAUAUGGAGAAGAUCUCCUGUUUUAUCUCUAUUACAUGAAUGGAGGAGAUGUAUUACAGCUAUUAGCAGCAGUAGAGCUAUUUAACCGAGAUUGGAGAUACCACAAAGAAGAACGAGUAUGGAUCACCAGGGCACCCGGCAUGGAGCCAACAAUGAAAACCAAUACAUACGAGAGGGGAACAUAUUACUUCUUUGACUGUCUUAACUGGAGGAAAGUAGCUAAGGGCAUGUGGAAAGUACAAUAUGGUUAAAGACACUUUGAUUUUUCACUGAGGAUUUGGCUUUGUAGUUUGCUGCUGUUGAGGAGACAUGAAAGACACUCAAAUGAGAGAGGAAGGGAAGUGGAUAUGAGACCAAAAAUGCCUUCUACAAUUGCACAUUUACUGAAAUCCUGAUUUAAAUUGUCUGAAGUAUGAACUGUCUGGAGUUUCUCCUUUGAAAAGUAAGGAGAAUUAAUCCUGGUUAAAGAGAAAAAAAAAAAUCUAAAACCUUCUACUUUCGUUUUGUAUUUACAACGUGUGGAGUUCUUUUUGGGAGAGAAGGUUAAAUUUCCAAGUGUUUAUUUGCUUGUAAGGGUUGCUGCCUGUAUUAAAUUACUUUCUAUCAUUUUAAGAUCAAUAUUAAUUUACAUAUUUUUAUAAUUGCUAGAAAGUUAAAUUUGUUCUUCUAAUAGAAAUGUGCCAUAGCAUUUUAAUUUAGUCCCUAAUUUAACCUUGGGUCUUUGCAUCCAUCCUUAAUUCAGUAGAAAUGCUGCUUUUUUGGUCCCAUUUGAAAUUUCAACAAUCUCCUUUGAUGGAUUACACAGUCCAGAAUAUUUUGUCUGGACACUCAGACACUUCCUAUUCAGCAAACCUUAUUUUGAUUUACUCUAUUAAUGCUAUGGAUCACCUUAACCAAUUCUCUUCUAUCUUUAGUAUUCUUACCUAUUAUUGUUUGUAUAUGUGCAGGCUGAUGUAACUUUGCCAUCAAAAUAAGUUUUCGGAAUGACAUGAGAAGUGAUUGAUUUCAUUGCAUAGAACAAUUUAUUAUUUAGUGUUGCACAUGUGCUCUAAGUUUCCACACACUUACUAGUCAUUAUUCUUGGUUAAUAAAAGGUAUUUAAUUUUUAAUAAUUGCUUCCAUAUGGAAAAUAAAACGAUUUAGCAAAUGUUUGUCAAUGGAUAAGUGGCAUUUCUACACCUUAUUUUGUAUCUGUUUAUAUUCAAAAAUAUCAGUGCUGCUGUUCACAUCCUAGACUAUAGUGGCCCCUGGAAUCAAAAGUAAAGCAUAACGUACAUGUAAUAUAAGUAUUUUUCUAUAUGUAAUAAAUAAUUGCCUCUUAGUUUUCAACAAAUUUUGGUGA